CUGCAUUCAAAGUCACCUGCUCUGUCAGAACGGACAGAUGAGAGCGCUCCAGAGACUGAUCCAGGGCAAGGUCCUGCUCAUGACCAUCUGUGCAGCCGGCAUUGGUGGGACUUUUCAAUUUGGCUAUAACCUCUCCAUCAUCAAUGCCCCCACCUUGCACGUGCAGGAAUUCACCAAUCAGACGUGGCAGGCGCGUACUGGCCAGCCACUGCCUGACCACCUGGUUCUGCUUGUGUGGUCUCUGGUCGUGUCUCUGUACCACCUUGGGGGCCUCUUUGGAGCGCUGCUGGCAGGGCCCCUGGCCGUCAUGCUGGGAAGGAAGCAGUCCCUCCUGGUGAACAACAUCUUUGUGGUGGCUGCAGCAGUCCUGUUUGGCUUCAGCCGCAGAGCGGGCUCCUUCGAGAUGAUCAUGCUGGGACGGCUUCUCGUGGGAGUCAGCGCAGGUGUGAGCAUGAACAUCCAGCCCAUGUACCUGGGGGAGAGCGCGCCCAAGGAGCUCCGAGGCGCCGUGACCAUGACCUCAGCCAUCUUCACUGCCCUGGGGAUCGUAAUGGGUCAGGUGGUUGGACUUAGGGAGCUCCUGGGGGGCCCGCAGGCCUGGCCCCUGCUGCUGGCCAGCUGCCUGGUGCCCGGGGUGCUCCAGCUGGCCUCCCUGCCCCUGCUCCCUGAGAGCCCGCGCUACCUCCUCAUUGACCGCGGAGACACUGAGGCCUGCCUGGCAGCACUGCGGCAGCUGCGGGGCACCGCGGACUUGGCGGCGGAGUUGGCGGAGCUGGAGGAGGAGCGCGCUGCCUGCCAGGGCCUGCGAGCACGGCGCCCGUGGGAGCUGUUCGGGGACGGCACCCUGCGGAGGCAGGUGACGAGCCUCGUAGUGCUGGGCAGUGCCAUGGAGCUCUGCGGGAACGACUCGGUGUACGCCUAUGCCUCUUCUGUGUUCCUGGAGGCGGGGAUCCCUGAGGAGAAGGUCCAGUAUGCUGUCAUCGGGACCGGGUGCUGCGAGCUGCUCAUGGCGUUUGUCAGUUGUGCGGUCAUUGAGAGGGUGGGCCGGCGGGUGCUGCUGAUGGGGGGAUACUGCCUGAUGACCUUCUGGGGGAGCAUCUUCACCGUGGCGCUGUGCCUGCAGAGCUCCUUCCCCUGGAUGCCCUACCUGGCCAUGUCCUGCAUCUUCGCCUUUAUCCUCAGCUUUGGCAUUGGUCCUGCUGGAGUGACAGGCAUCCUGGCCACGGAGCUGUUUGACCAGACGGCCCGGCCUGCUGCCUACGUGGUCUGUGGGGCGCUCAUGUGGACCAUGCUCUUCCUGGUUGGGCUCGGGUUCCCCUUCAUCAUGGAGGGAUUGUCCCACUUCCUCUAUGUGCCUUUCCUUGGUGUCUGUGUCUGUGGGGCCCUCUACACUGGCUUCUUCCUCCCUGAGACCAAAGGCAAGACAUUCCUGGAGAUCUCUGAAGAAUUGCACAGACUCAACCUCCCCAGGCGGAGCCAGGGCCCCACGUGGAGAGGCCCGCACGUCAUCCAGUCCACGGAGCUGUAGCCCUGCAGGUGCGGCCGGGCCCGGAUCCAGCUGCCGUUCUUCCCUUUGCUUCCUCUCCAUUCACUAGCUCCUGUAUUUGUUCAUCUAAUGAGCGCUUAUUGAAUGGCAACCUACUGUG
Messenger RNA from Pteronotus mesoamericanus, 1646 nucleotides. RefSeq names its product solute carrier family 2 member 11 (gene SLC2A11). The coding region runs from base 38 to 1528 and encodes 496 amino acids. Gene Ontology annotation, molecular function: hexose transmembrane transporter activity. The record is from RefSeq and is a predicted model, not a curated record. Lineage: Eukaryota; Metazoa; Chordata; Mammalia; Chiroptera; Mormoopidae. Gene Ontology annotation, cellular component: plasma membrane. Gene Ontology annotation, biological process: monosaccharide transmembrane transport. The transcript has 12 exons.